AUGCCAUCAUUUUUCUCUUCUUCAAUCCACCUCUCUCGUCGAUCCAGCUCCAGAAGAUCUGCUGUUGAAGAAGAAUCAGAACCAAAACCUGUAGAAACCAUUUGUGAUCCAGAGAUGAAACCCCAAGAAGAACCCAAGAGGGUUUCUAAUGGUUCUUUGGUGAAGAAGGAGAAAGUGGUGAGGUAUAAAGAGUGUAGAAAGAACCAUGCGGCCAACAUCGGUGGUUAUGCUGUGGAUGGUUGUAGAGAAUUCAUGGCUUCCGGAGAGGAAGGAACAAGUGCUGCCUUCAUCUGUGCUGCCUGUAAUUGCCACAGGAACUUCCAUAAAAAGGAGGGGGAUGGUGAUCAUCAGAGCUGCUUCUGUGAUUUCUCAUCCGAUUCUACCACACGGAAAUGA
Messenger RNA from Macadamia integrifolia, 396 nucleotides. RefSeq names its product mini zinc finger protein 1-like. Gene Ontology annotation, molecular function: transcription cis-regulatory region binding; DNA-binding transcription factor activity. Lineage: Eukaryota; Viridiplantae; Streptophyta; Magnoliopsida; Proteales; Proteaceae. Gene Ontology annotation, cellular component: nucleus. Gene Ontology annotation, biological process: regulation of developmental process; regulation of DNA-templated transcription. The record is from RefSeq and is a predicted model, not a curated record. The coding region runs from base 1 to 396 and encodes 131 amino acids. The transcript has a single exon.